GGACCGUCUCCUGACGCCAGGGGUGCGGCGGCCGUUGUCCCCGUGACUCCCGCACGCCGGCUGCCGCGGCCGUUGUCCCCGUGACUGCCACGGCGCGGAGCGGAUGGGUCCCGGCAGCGCGGGGGCCGCCCCGCGCCGUCAUGCCGCGCUACUGCGCCGCGUCUAGCUGCAAGAACCGGGGCGGGAAGAGCGCCAAGGACCGGCGCAAGCCGAGUUUCUACCCAUUUCCACUACACGAUAAAGAGAGACUUGAGAAGUGGUUACAGAACAUGAAGCGAGAUGCAUGGACUCCAAGUAAACACCAGCUUCUCUGCAGUGAUCAUUUUACCCCUGAUUCCCUUGAUGUGCGAUGGGGCAUACGAUACUUGAAGCAUACUGCUGUACCAACAAUUUUCUCUUCCCCAGAUGAUGAGGAAAAAGAUUCUUCACCAAAAAGCCGACGGAAGGUGAAGAGAAAAGACCCAGAGGAAGCAAACACAAAUGUAAUGUCGAAGAAAGCACCUGUAUCACUUAAACCUUGUACACCAAAGAAAAAUCUUGUAACAACAGAAAAUGUAGAUGAAAAAGCAGAAGUAGUUUGCUCAACUGUAUUGAGUAAACCUUUACAAAUUCAAAAACUGCACCUUCAGAAUGAAGAAGACUUUCAGGCAGACAGUGUCAUUUUUGAUAGUUCAUCUAUGCAGCAUAUACAUCAACCUAAUCCUGUUUUAAUGGCAGCAGCAGUCCAGAGCAUGGAAGCUACCAGCAUUCAUACUUCUGUAGAGGAUCCAGUAGGUUGUACAGCUACGGUCUUGCACCUGAGAGACCCUGACUACUUGAACUCAUCUCUCAAACUGAAUAAUGCUUUAGGUUCAAUUACUGACCAUGCAGUUGAAAAUCCUAACUCUCAUGUUGUAGGCUGCUCCGUGGAAGUACAGCCAACAAAUGAAAAUACAAUUUUACUGAGUACGGUCACACAAACUAUUGAGCAGUUCAGUGGAAGUGAGGAAUCUGUCAUUGCAAUUAUUGUGCCAGCCGAGAAUCCAGAAGAGCCUGAAACAGUAGACAGUUCUUUCCUGCCUAUUAAGGAAGAGCUUCUUGACAUGGAAGAGAUAGAAACAGACAAAUCUGUGUAUAUGAGUGCAUAUGAUGGAUGUGAAGUGUUACAAACUGAGCAUUCAUACUGCAAACAAGACAUAGACAGAGAUCACCUUUGGGAAAAAAUUUCAAAACUCCACUCUAAGAUAACUCUGCUUGAAAUGCAGGAGAUAAAAACCUUGAGGAGACUCAGGUCCUUGGAAGCUCUUAUUGGACAACUAAAGCAAGAAAACCUGCUUUCUGGAGAAAAGCUGAAGAUUGUAGAAAACUGCUUUACAACACUUGAAGUGACUAUGAUACAGUAAAGGCUUUUGAUUAUUGUUCUAUUUGUAGCCUCUUUGAUCUUCCUUUUGUUUCAGUUAUGUUGUUUUAAACUUCUAAUGCAAAUUGUGUGAAUAGCAAAUUAACUUUAAAAUGUUACACUACCAAAGCCAGGUGGUAGAACAUUGCCUAUAAAACAUGUGUUGCAAUUAAGCUUUAAAAAAUAUUAAGCUUGUUAAGAUUUUGUUUAAAGGUAUAUUCAUUCAAGGAAGUAAAGUUAAACCUUUCUAGCUGCAGGUUCCUCUGAAACAUACAACUUCUGCAUUUCGAGUAGCAGCAGAAUGGUUUAAAAAAAAAGCAUCACAAUUCUCUUUCAAAUUAAGGAGGAGUUUUGUUCCUGUGUGACCUACUCUAGAUGGUCGUGCUCUGGCAGGGGAGCUGGACUAGAUUAUGUUUCAAGGUCUCUUCUGGCUUUUAGAUUCUGUGAUUCUGUAUGUUACACUGUCCAGUGAGGUCACAAUUACUCUUUAAUGUUAUGUUCAUCUGACAUUUGUUGUGAUAGUUUUUCAUACACUUUGACCUUACUAAAAUUGUUUCUGCAGUAAAAAGUGCUUUCUUUCAUUUAUUUUUGUAAACAAAAAUUCUUUAAGGAUAUUGUUACAGUGAACAGAUUAAUCUCUGAUGAUUCAUCUCAAAUGGAAAGAACCAUCUUAAAUAGCAAUAUUUGUGCUGGUUAGCAAAAGGGAAAGCUCUGACUAUUCAGUGAGUGCUGUCUGCUCAGCAGUGGUCCUGUUACUGUCUAUAGCUGGGUAAUGCAUAAACCCUUAAGAAUACACUGAAGGAAAAAUGAUUUGCAGAGCAAAUUUCCAGUGAAAGUGUAAGAAUCUGGCUCAUUCUUUUUCCUCAAAUUACAAGACUAUAAAACUA
Colius striatus (speckled mousebird) is the source of this 2265-nucleotide messenger RNA. RefSeq names its product THAP domain containing 5 (gene THAP5). The transcript has 3 exons. NCBI's taxonomy places the organism in Eukaryota, Metazoa, Chordata, Aves, Coliiformes, Coliidae. The record is from RefSeq and is a predicted model, not a curated record. Bases 141 to 1382 code for a protein of 413 amino acids. Gene Ontology annotation, cellular component: nucleus.